UGACCAUUCGGGUCUUUCCGUGAAGCCGAUAAAACCCGAGGUGUAAGCUCGUCCCACAAAUAUUGUCGUCAUGGUGAUGGAGCCCGAUCAUUGGCUCGAACUGUCCGUUCGCCGGGAAAAGGAGGCGGAGGCAAGCCGUUGAAUGACGGCUCAAGCUAUGUUGACACUCAAGAGUCUAGCCAGCCCGUGGGAUCCACACGGGCCUUCCUAUUCCACAUUUACAGCUGUUAAAGAAAGCAGAUGAAAGGGACGGAUCAGCCUUAUCAACUCUGUUAUCUCCGAGGGAUGUAGUGGACCGUGCGCGGACUGUGUAACAGGUCGAGGCGGAGCGGACGUUUCACAGGUUGAUGAUCAUUUUUGGCAACGAGUGGGGAAGCCAGCAAAAGUAAAUACAUGGUCUUGUCUCUAUAGGCUCUUCUUAGACAGAUCAGCUCACAUGUAAAGGAGAAAUAGGCGGUGCCUAACAUUUCCUAGAAACAUACAGACCUCCGACCAGAAUGACACAUUUUGCUUCUGCAGGUUUGUGUCUAUCCACUCAAGUUGACGCUCAGACUUUGGUUUCACUCCUCGUGUAGGACGAUUGAGGACCGUCUAUCUUACAUUUUGACAGGUAGCCAACCAAUUUAUGUUACUCAAAUUGGUCCGCUUAUGUCAGUGACCUAUAUCUCAUGCAUGUGCGCCAAGAGCCCAUAGUAACCUCUCGAUCAGAGCAAACAGCAUGGGGAUCAACGGGUUAGACAACCAGGCGCAGCCGUCCAGCGGAGAGUCCCACAGAGAAGAGCCAGGUGCAGAUCCACAGAUGGAGCAAAGGGAUGCUCAAGUAGACACGAGUAAGGAGGACCAGGCGGUUGACAGCGAGUGUAAAAUCGUGCAGGAGGACAGCACCUUGCAGCUGAUCGAGGCCGGGUCCAAGCCGCAGCUCUCCUCGGCAUCUGAACCAGAGGCCGGGGUCCAUGUGGAGAACCCCGGUCACGGAGCCGGAUUCGUCCCACCAGAAGGAGGCUACGGCUGGCUGGUGGUUUUUGCAGCGACCUGGUGCAAUGGGUCCAUCUUUGGCAUCCAAAACUCUUUUGGCAUCUUGCAUAUGAUGCUUGUGAAGGAGCAUGCCAACCCAGAGGACAAGACGUCUCAGUUCAAAGUGGCCUGGGUCGGGGCCCUCGCCAUGGGUAUGAUCUUCUUCUGUUCUCCCGUGGUCAGCAUGUUCACCGACCGCUUCGGCUGUAGGAAGACAGCAGUCAGUGGGGCGACGGUGGCUUUUUUAGGGCUACUCAGUACAUCCUUCGCAAAUUCCCUGAGCCUCCGCUAUUUUACAUAUGGCAUUCUGUUCGGCUGUGGCUCCUCCUUCGCCUUCCAGCCCUCGUUGGUCAUUCUCGGUCACUACUUCCGCCAGCGCCUCGGCUUAGCCAAUGGUGUGGUGACCGCGGGCGCCAGCUUGUUCUCCAUGGGACUCCCAGUGUUGCUGAACAAAGUGGUGGAACCUCUGGGCCUCAGCAGGACCUUCCAGAUCCUCAGUCUCUUCAUGCUUGUCCAGGCCCUGCUGGCACUGUUGUUUAAACCUUUACUGCCACCCGGAGGAGGCAUGGGGCCCCCAGGCAUGGGACCCGGCCCUGCAAAAGCCCUUACCCAGCCUGGUGCCUCUGCUCAGGGGGGUAGCAGGUGGAGCAGUGUCGUGAGUGAGGUCCGGAAGUACUUCAACCUACGUGUUUUUCACAUCGUGACCUAUCGAGUGUGGGCCUUUGGAGUAGCCACAGCUGUAUUGGGCUACUUCGUGCCGUAUGUUCAUCUGAUCAACUUUGUAAAGAAGCAGUUCAAGGGCACUGACAAGGAAUGGGUGCUCCUGGUGUGUAUAGGUGCUUCUUCUGGGUUGGGGCGCCUUGCUUUUGGCAAGAUCGGAGAUCACAUUCCUGGACUUAAAAAGAUCUACAUGCAGGUGGUGUCCUUCAUGGCUCUGGGCCUGAUGUCCAUGAUGAUUCCUCAGUGCACGGUGUUCGAGGGUCUGGUGGUUGUGUGUGUGUUCCUGGGGCUGUGUGACGGCUGCUUCCUCACCAUGAUGGCUCCCAUAGCUUUUGAGCUGGUUGGGCCCAUGCAGGCCUCGCAAGCCAUAGGCUACCUUCUCGGACUUAUGGCCCUUCCCAUGACUGCAGGUCCACCCAUCGCUGGUCUCCUCCAUGAUUACUUUGGGAACUACACAGUGGCCUUCUCCCUGGCCGGGGUGCCUCCUAUAGUAGGGGGUGUAGUGCUGUUUUUUGUCCCACUGAUACAUCGAAAGCUCCAGAGAGGCCAGGCGGCAGGGGCAUCAGAGGAAACGUCCACAACCGCCCACAUGUUGCCAACCGCCCACCCAGCAGAGGAGUCAAAGGGCUGCUCCAAUGGAGUCAUCCUGCCUGGCUACACUGACGUUGAGACACACAUCUGAGUGGCAAUGUACAAAGGGAUUCAGCCCACCAGCACCUUUUCUCAUCCUUAAUUUGACCUCCUCCCAAACAUGAACUUCCUGUUGGCUGACCUCUAACCCUCUAACCCUGCUGGACUCUCAUAGCCUGUUUCUUAUUUUCAUGUGGAGAGGAAUCAAAAAAAAAUGGGGGGCACUCUGCCAGCCACAGAGAGGAAGAGGAGAAGGCACUUCAGAGUAGGACCAUGGACAUGUGAUUGGAGGAAAAGCACCGCACAGUCUCAACUUGGAUUGUUUCAUGAGUGGGGACUCUGUAGUAACAUAAACCUCCAAGAGGAAAGAAAUGAAGUGAUUGAAUCAAGAGUGGUAGUUUGUGAUUUCUCAGCUUUGAUCUUGCUACCAUAGCUUUUUGAAGCGUUAAAAACUGUGCUUUAUUUUUUGAUUUAACACAGACACAUUAAGAUAAGAGGCAUAUAAACAUAAGAAUUAAUGAAGGGAUACACUCACAGUUUAUGUAGAAGUAUUUGCAUAUAAUUUGCUAACACAUGCGUUCGAUUUAGUUUCAGAAAUAGGAAGACAAUUUCAUCUCGAGUGAUUUUCAUGUAUUUCAUACCACUUCUUUUCUACUGCGGUGACUACAAGAGGAACAUUUUUUUCUUAAAUGUCACAGGACAGUGGAUUCUUCUGAGAGAUCAGCCACCAGACACGAUCACCUCGAAUCAACCGCACACUGUAACACACAGUCCUCACACCACCCAGGCUCCAAAAACCUCACCAAAUGUUACACUCUACCAGCCUGCCUGCCAGGGAUUCAUAUGCCAUAAACCCCAGAGUUUUAGAUAUCUCCUUUGAAUAUAUAGGUCAUUGACCUUUCGGCUUAUUACAGGUUAAAGUAUGCAGUCAAAGUAAACACGGCAGAGUUAUGAGAGCUGCCUGAGUUAAUGAAACGAAACACUACAGUUGAUACCAGGUCUUGUCUACUCAGCCUUUGCAGCCUUAAAUUUUCAGUGUUUGUUUCCCAAUCGUCACACUAUACACUUUUUACUGGACUUUAAAGGUUUUAGCAGGGUGCUAGUCAAAUCUGAGUAAAAUGUGUUUGUUAUAAUCUUUAAUUCUUCUUGUAAUGUGAACACUGUGUACUCUUUGGAGCAGAAAUCUUGCUAUUGUAGAGUUUGGAAGUCGACAGCUGUUGGUAGUGAAUAUUUUCAUCAUCUUCAGAAAAGGCAUUUAGUGAACUUUUCCUCUCUUUGAAUGUGAGAUUGUGAGUGGCUUACGUGCAGCACCUGCUUAUAUUUUUAUUUUUUUUACUGUGGCGGUGUUUAGGCGUCUAUGUUACAAUCUGUUCAUAACAACUAAUGAAGCUGCCAAAUGGCUUGAGCCCUCAUCAGGCCGUGUCACAGAUAAUCACAUGAAGUUGCUGCUUUGGUUUGUGUUCUGAGGGCGUCACUCACUGUGUUGGCAGUAAUGAAACAAAACGUCUUAGCUUUAUUGAGAUGUCUUGUUUUGGGAGGACUGUUUGCUGUUAUUUUUGUUACAUGAUUGCUUGGACCAUUGCUGUUUGCACUCUAACAUUACAAGUUCUCUUUUGACAGUUAGUUUUUAUGAACGGAUGUGAAGCAGAGCUGCAAUAAUUGAGUGUUUGACUCACUGGUUAAGUGCAUAGCUGAAUAGCACCAAGGGGGGAACUUAAGGAAGGAGAUGUUUAGGUGUUUUUCUUUCUGUCUGUCCCCCUCUUUGCUCUCACUGUCAUGAUUCAGUGGGCUUAUGUGUUAAAAUGCUAAAGAGCUAAAAAGCUACACAAACCUCACUGCUGAGUGUAGCUUUUUUUUUUGUGGGGGGUAUUACUAUAGGACAAACUCUUCUGGAUAGGAAACAUACACCGAUACCUCAGUGAUCAAACAAUCCUCAGCAAUCCAGUCGAACACGUUGACAUUCUACAUUACUCUAGAGUGUGUCAGUUCUGAGUGUGUGUUGUGUAGGUGUAAUCUCAAUCAGGUCUCAGAGCCACAAAGCUGCCAAACGCCAGGUUACAAUCAACCUGGCCUCCUCAGAAACCUCAUUAGUGUAGUGUCUGUUUGGUGCCACCAUUUUUUUUAAAUGUCAGACUUCCGUUCCUCAUGCUUCAACAGUCGGUGCGUUAUCAGUUUAGAGAGUCAACUCUUCCUCCUUGUUUUGCCUUCCACCCUACUGCUUCUUUCUUCUUGAGCCACACCGUUACCCGCAGCCUCAUAUUUCACUCUGUGAUCGAAAUCAUCCAGUUAUAUUCAUGUGGAAUACCCUUAAAAGAAACACAAUUGAAUAUAAUACAUAUAAAGAUACAAUGGUUACAACAUAGGUCUCUAGUUUGACUGAGGUAGUGUUACAUUUUAUUGGCAAUGCAAAUGAUUAUGUAAGGAUGUAGUUCAUUAGCUGCUGGAGUUGUCCGUGAACCGUGACUGUAAGCUAGCAAGCAUUCUAAAUCAAUUCUUUUAGAUCAAU
This is a messenger RNA of Labrus mixtus (cuckoo wrasse), 4870 nucleotides long. It is a transcript of the gene slc16a2, whose product is annotated as solute carrier family 16 member 2. The coding region runs from base 719 to 2416 and encodes 565 amino acids. The record is from RefSeq and is a predicted model, not a curated record. Gene Ontology annotation, biological process: transmembrane transport. The transcript has 7 exons. NCBI's taxonomy places the organism in Eukaryota, Metazoa, Chordata, Actinopteri, Labriformes, Labridae. Gene Ontology annotation, molecular function: thyroid hormone transmembrane transporter activity; monocarboxylic acid transmembrane transporter activity.